UUCUCAGGCGCAUGUGCUCUUUUCUCUUUUGACGGCAUCGUCCUAAAUCGUCAUGGCCGCUCUUGCAAGGAAGCUUUGGUCGCCGCUUGUCGGGCGCCCUAGGUACCUUUCUUUAUCAGCUCGACGAUUCAACAGUAAAGAUGGAGAACCAGAACAAUUUAAACCACCUCCCAAGCCAAUCAUUAUUGAUGAAUUAAAACAACAAGCAAAAGAGAAACGGUUCUUGAGUCCUGAAUUCAUCCCUCCACGGCAGAGAACAAAUCAUUUAAAAUUCUUCCUUGAAAGACAACAUAUGAUAAAAAGAAGAAAAGUAAUCAAUAUUCCAGAAUUUUAUGUCGGAAGUAUACUUGCUGUUUCUGCAAUGGAUCCCUAUUCCAAUGGAAAAUGCAACACUUUUGUAGGAAUUUGUAUUCAGCGAUCAGGAAAGGGACUUGGUGCAACCUUCAAACUUCGAAAUGUGAUAAAUGGACAAGGUGUUGAAAUCUGCUAUGAAUUAUAUAAUCCCCUAAUCCAUGAGAUCAAGGUUUUGAAGUUGGAGAAGAGGCCAGAUGAUAACUUGCUGUAUUUACGAGAUGCUCUGCCAGAGUUCAGCACUGUUGAUGUAAACAUGAAGCCAGUGUCUUACAUACUUUAUGAUGAAGUUCCUGUCAAUAAGAUGAAGGUCAAAAUGAAGCCCAAACCGUGGUCAAAACGCUGGGAACAUCCAAAAUACAAUAUCCAGGGCAUCAACUUUGACGAAUAUCUUACAGAAAAAGACAAACAAAGAAUUAAAAAAUGGGAAAUGCCUUGGAGACAAUUUGAUAUGAUACUAGAGUAUGAUACAUCGAAAAUUGAAAAGGAAAUUCAGAAAGAAGUGAAUGAAGAGCUGAAUAAAAGCUAGGGGGCUAUUACUUGGAAAGACCAUCUUUCAAGGAAUUAUAGGAUAUAUCUUUAACAGUGACUCUUGAAAAAGCAUGUAGAUGAAAGAUAUUCUUAGGGGUUUUUUUUGUGUUCAGCAGUCUUUACAUAUAUAAAACAUUCUAAACAAGACCAGGUAAUCUUUUUGACAAUUGAGGAAAAUAUGAAGGCCAUAAGAAACACGUUGGUGACAUCUUUAGAAGGGAUUGGUCCUCAAAGUUUUAACUUUUUUGCAAUGGGAGGUAGCUAAAGAGUUUUUUCAUGCAUAAACCAGCACAUUUCAAAACUAAUCCCUUAAUUUGUAACCAAAGGGCUACAAAAUUGAAAGUGAUGGCCAGUAGUUGCUCAUGUCCAUUCCAGAAGUUCUUUUUGUAUUUGAUAAGGCAAAUAAGAUAAAUACUUUGGAUUUGUAGGGCAUGCUGAGUAAUAGGAAAUCGAAGUAGUAUAAUAUAUCUUCAAUAAAAGCAUUGAUUACAUUA
Pantherophis guttatus is the source of this 1376-nucleotide messenger RNA. It is a transcript of the gene MRPL19, whose product is annotated as mitochondrial ribosomal protein L19. Gene Ontology annotation, biological process: translation. The record is from RefSeq and is a predicted model, not a curated record. Lineage: Eukaryota; Metazoa; Chordata; Lepidosauria; Squamata; Colubridae. Gene Ontology annotation, molecular function: structural constituent of ribosome. Gene Ontology annotation, cellular component: ribosome; mitochondrial large ribosomal subunit.